ACUAUAAAGAUGGCGGCAUUUUGUUAAAAUAAUUAGUAAAUGUAGUGGAAAUUUGAGCCUUUUAGCAGGUCUGAGAACAAGACGAGAAUAUGGAGAGAUAUGAAAAGAUUAGAGUCAUAGGUCAAGGAGCUUUUGGAAAGGUGUUUCUUUGCAAGAACCUUGGUAACAACAACCACGUGGUCAUAAAGCAGAUACCGGUCGAUGAGCUUCCUUCGGAGGAAAGGAAGUCGGCCAUGAAUGAAGUGAAUGUUCUCUCGAUGCUACAGCAUCCGAACAUUAUCGGGUAUUACGCGUCUUUUGUGGAGGAUAAGUCGCUAAUGAUAGCAAUGGAGUACGCACCAGGUGGUACACUCUAUGAGCUGAUACAGGAGAGGAAUGGGAAGCAUAUUGAAGAAGAGACCAUCCUACAGUUAUUCGUCCAGAUCCUUGUUGCCAUUGAACACGUCCAUUCAUUAAACAUACUCCAUCGUGACCUCAAGCCUCAGAACAUCAUGCUUAACAAGAAGAAAACUGUCGUAAAGAUCGGAGACUUUGGGAUCUCAAAAGUCCUAUCGAGCAAAAUAACUUCAGCCCAGACAGUUGUUGGUACUCCUUGCUAUAUAUCGCCCGAGAUCUGUGAGGGGCGUGUCUACAGGAAGAAGUCGGAUAUUUGGUCUCUUGGCUGCAUUCUUUAUGAGCUGUUAGCUUUAAGAAAAGCAUUCGAAGGACCAAAUUUCCCUGCUUUAGUCCUUAAGAUCAUGCAAGGAUCAAAUGCCCUCCAGCCAUUGAGUGAUAACUACACCUCCUCUCUCUGCACUCUCGUACACGCCAUGCUACAGCGCAACCCUGACGACCGACCCAACAUUGAGAAUAUAAUGGCCAACCCAGUCAUAGUCAACGCUCUUGUUAACUUGGGUACUGACGUGGGUAGACUCCCCUGUGUCACACCUGCUAAGUCAGCUGGGAAGAGACAUUUAUCACUUGAGACGAGACAUGGUCAGCCUGGGAAGUACAGACAAGUGUCCUUCUUUGUUGAUUCUUAUCUGCCAGCAGCUACUAAAGAAGUCCAGUCCAGUACGAGGCCCCUAGUCUACCUGUGGGGUGGUUCUCUAUCAGUUCCGAUGAUACUGCCCCAACCAGCAGAGAAAUCAGUGACUUCCCUUUCAGUGGGAAGGUCUCACCGUGCGGCCAUCACUGAUGAUGGGAAACUGCUCUUCUGGGAGUUGGCGUCAGGGUCACUAGGAGGUACUACUCAAUUCUCUCUCAGCUCAAGAGCUAGAGUGAAGGACCCCAUCAUAUUCCAGCCGCAGUUGGUUGAAGGGUUCUCCGCUAGUGUUGUCAUCAAAAAGGUUUCCUGUGGUGACCUCUUCACUGCUUGUUUAACAGAUAAAGGUAUACUCAUGACAUUUGGGAGUGGCAUAAACGGUUGCCUAGGACACGGUGACUAUGACGACGUGCCUAAGGCUAAACUGGUUCGGGCUAUGCUCCAGUAUGAGACCAUUGACGUGGCAUGUGGAGCUAAUCAUGUCGUUGCAGUAACAGCUGAUCAUACUGUUCAUAGUUGGGGUAGAAAUGAAAAUGGUCAGUUGGGUACUGGUGAUACUCUAGCGUGUAAUGAACCGAAACAAGUAUUACCAGUGGAAGGAGAAGAGGGAGGGGGAGAAGGAGGAGGAGGAGGGAAGGAGGUCAUUAGUUCAGUCACUUGUGGGUCAGAUUGUUCUAUCCUGUUGACUAGUAAUGGAGACAUACUUUGUACCGGAAGCAACAGGCACAAUAAGUUAUGUCUUGACCACACCUCUGUUGCCACCCCUACCCCUGCUACUCCGCCAGACUUCACCCAAACCUCUCGUAUUUUAUCAUCACUCUUUCAAGCAAUCAACACAAAAGAGUCGGCAUCAACCAGCCAAUCAGAUUCAAGAGCAAAGCCACGGAGUCUUUUGGCUACGAAAUCCUCGACUUUUGACCAAUCGGAUUGCCCGGAUCACAUGGAACGGGUCCUAAAUUUCACACGUUGCAAAGUUGAAAUUUUGGAGGGAGAAGUCACUGCAAUUGCAGCUGGAACCAACCACACAGCAUUCAUCAAUAAAAAGGGUCACUGUAUUACUAGUGGUUCCAACGCGUAUGGUCAGUUAGGCCAUUCCCAUUCAGUCCCUGCUGUAGUACCAAAGCUAGUAUCAGUCACUCGUAUUUCAUGCGGAGAUAAUUUCACUAUUGCUGCUAUUAAAGAUGGGAGGAUGUAUUCUUGGGGUUGUGGCAGACGUGGGCGGUUAGGCUACGAGAGUGAGCCGAUCAGGGCAGAGCCAACUUUAAUGACUUUUGAGAACACACAGACCGUCCAAUCAAUACAGUCCAGUCACAGCGUUACCAUGGCAAUGGUCACGCCUCUUGAGUAGCCGCAAUCAGCAUUGAAAAUUUUUAAACUUUAAAUUAAUAUUUUUUCAUCAAUCAUUUAAGAUAUUUAAUUAAUUUAAGAUAUUUUGUUCGGUUCAGUUAUUGGA
This is a messenger RNA of Amphimedon queenslandica, 2477 nucleotides long. RefSeq names its product serine/threonine-protein kinase Nek8-like. The record is from RefSeq and is a predicted model, not a curated record. Gene Ontology annotation, molecular function: ATP binding; protein kinase activity. Lineage: Eukaryota; Metazoa; Porifera; Demospongiae; Haplosclerida; Niphatidae. The coding region runs from base 90 to 2372 and encodes 760 amino acids. Gene Ontology annotation, biological process: protein phosphorylation. The transcript is spliced from 15 exons.